Lasiosphaeria miniovina is the source of this 336-nucleotide messenger RNA. RefSeq lists its product as uncharacterized. Lineage: Eukaryota; Fungi; Ascomycota; Sordariomycetes; Sordariales; Lasiosphaeriaceae. The record is from RefSeq and is a predicted model, not a curated record. The annotation marks the transcript as partial. The transcript is spliced from 2 exons.
AUGACGACAGCGGCAAACGCGGCCGUGAGGGAGAGCCGUCGGCGGUCGACGCCGCUCGACAUUGAGCAGGUCAACGUCAUGAAGGCCCUCACGGCCGCCGAGUACUCGCGGAGGCAGUUUGUCCUCAAUUUUGCCGCUAGCAAGGACACGCGCCUCCUGAUCCCCGGCCAAAAGGCCGACGCCAUCAAGGCGGCCGAGGAGUCGGUCGUCGUGUGGAUGAGCCACAAUGGCUUCGGCACCGUCACCAACGAAUACUUCAAGUACACGGUCGACAUGCGGCUGUGGACGACACUGGUCGGCCAAGAGAUCGAGUUCCCGUUUGCAUUCAUGGCCGGG